GACCAAAACGAAGUAGAAUAUGUUGGAUGGCAAAAUUCUACUUCUAAUAAAGAAUCUAUUAUUUAUAAAGAACUAUUAACUUAUAACCGAUCUUCAGAGUCAGCAGUUCUUAACCCAUUUGAAAAUAAUUUUUCAAGUAUGCAAAUUACCCCUGAAUAUGAAAAUCGAUCUGAAGAUUCUCAAGAAACUAUAACUAAAGAUAAUACUUCAGCUACUAUUAGUUGUUAUUUUUCAGGAUAUAAUGGAUAUACUGUUGAUGAUACAAUUAAUAAAUUAGUUUCUAGUAAAUUAAAGCCAAAAGAUUUACCAGUUAUUAGAGUUUGUAUUAUAGAGAGACAAUUUUUUUCUGCUAAUAAUAAACGUUUAUACUGUUAUCAAAAAGCAAUUAAAAAUAAUGCAAACUUUAAGAAAGUUCCUGUGAAAAUUGUAAGAGAAACAGAUGAACGAGCAGGAUUUAAAUGGAAAAUAGAAAGUAGUCUAAUAGUUCUACCAAAACAAAAUUGGCAAAAAACAAUGAUCUUAGAUCAUGCAAGAGCAG
This is a messenger RNA of Dentiscutata erythropus, 538 nucleotides long. NCBI's taxonomy places the organism in Eukaryota, Fungi, Glomeromycota, Glomeromycetes, Diversisporales, Gigasporaceae. The record is from the annotation of a GenBank genome assembly.